This is a messenger RNA of Pararge aegeria (speckled wood butterfly), 3006 nucleotides long. RefSeq lists its product as uncharacterized. Bases 202 to 714 code for a protein of 170 amino acids. NCBI's taxonomy places the organism in Eukaryota, Metazoa, Arthropoda, Insecta, Lepidoptera, Nymphalidae. The record is from RefSeq and is a predicted model, not a curated record. The transcript is spliced from 6 exons.
AGUUUCGCAUUGUGUGAUUGUCAACAUUCAACAAUCGCUCUUAGAUAAAAUUGUUUAUUCCUGUGAGUUUAGUGUUUAUGUUAAUUCUUACCUAUUUAAUUAGAAAAACUGCUAUCAGACAUUGUCAACAGAAAGGAGCAAGUAUUUGUAAUAUUUGGCAUAUGUUUGAGAAGAUCUUGUAACUACUGAAACUAUAGCAAAAUGCCUGUGUUGGAAUCAUGUUGGUCACCAUGUAUUUGGUCGUCAAAUGUGAAGAGUGGCAGCCGGGCGGUGGCAGUAUAUACAGCAGCAAUGAGCUUGGUGCUGAUAAUAUUUAUAUGCUAUCAAAUGGAUGGCGGUGACUCUACACAGUUAUGGAACCCCCUGUUUGAGGCAGAUGUAAGGGGUUCUCUGCAAGUGUUUGGAAUCAUAUUCAUUUGCAUUCUGGUGAUUCUUAUUGCCUCGUCCGUGUUAAUGGUAAUAGGCAUCAACAUUUGGAUGAGAGGUUUCAUCUUGCCAUGGCUCAUAACAAUGGGACUUAUCAUACUCUUCCAGUUUAUAUUUGGUCUAUGGUUGCUCGGAGGAUAUUAUAUCUAUCUUGACGCUACAAUGGCUGCCUUCAUAGAUUUCCUGUGGAUGUCUUAUAACAUUUACUGCUGGCUCUGCGUGCUAUCCCAAUACCAAAUUAUACUCGAAAUGCAGUCGCCGAAUAUUGAGAUUUUAAUCGAAUAUUGAGAUAUGAAGUAGAUUUAAUAAGUAAUUUUUAAUUUAAUUAUGUAGAGAUAGUUUAAUCUAAAACCACAACAGGAAAUACAUGAUGCAAUACUUUACGUUAGUAACCUUGUUGUACUUAGGAAUACUUUGGAUCACGAGGUCUUGAGUUCUACUUUCGGUUUGGAAAGUCUCCGUUUUGAGUCGUGUUUGGAAAACGGUGUCGCCCAUCCAUGUGCCUCAGGGAGCAGUUUAUUUUCAAUGUUAUAGCAGCGUUGCAGCUCUUACGCCCUUAAGUUAAUCCAAAAUCUUUAGAUGGCAGAUUUAAUUGAAGUAGUGCUAUCCUUAUCUAUAGGGAAGAGUAGGAAAAGGAUAGUACUACUAAACUAAAUCUGUAAUGGCGUAAAGCCAUCUUUUGUAUAAAUAUAAGAUUGAUUUACGCCCAAAAAUCUUCAGAUUGCAGUUUAAAUUUUUUUAUUUUAAACGUCCUUUACGUCCUUUUUUUUUAAAGAUGUCCCUACCAAACAGUGCGAACUUAAUCUGCUCAGAAUAUAUAUGUAAUGGGAUUUGAAAAAUGACGGCUAACUUUAUGCUUUCGUCUCAUAAAAUUGGGUAAUACGUAAUGAUUCAAUAAUGACUACAUACUAACAUUGAAACAAGCAGUUUUUGAUUAGAACAUCUCUACUUUUUUUUUUAUAUGUCGAGGCAAUAAAAUUAGAUAAAUAAAAACCAAGUUGUAGAUAUUACGGUGGUAAUGCGAACUUCGUUAUUCGAAUAGAGCACAAAUUCGUAUGAACACUGAUUUGUAGGGUAGAAUAUAUUUUAUGUGUUCAACUGUUUACAAAGAUAUGUUAUAAUGAAAUGUAUUUAUCAUAUUACAUAGUAUUUUGUAAAAGGGGCUUUGAAUAUUUUGGCUUACCUAGUCGGCCGCCAUUUUGUGAAACUCAAAAACUGUCGUGUUUGCCAUAAACUUAUUAUAUGUAUGGGUCAUUGAACCAAAAAACACCAAUUCAUUGGUGCUAAAAUUUGAAAAGAGCACCAAAAUUGUAUCCUAUAUUUAAGAAAGUGCCUGAGCCAGUUGAGAAUAUGAAUCUACAUGUAAUUUAAGUUAAUUAGGUUUAUAAGUAAAUGAUCGGGGAUCCACUUUGUCUAAUUUAUGCCCACAGGUGGCGUUUGAGUCGAAAGUCAAAGUCAAAUAUUUCUUUAUUCAACAAGGCAUAAAGAUGGCACUUUUAAUGCGUUUAGUUACACAUAAUAUGUACAUAGUAGUGCGAUGAUAGCUAUUACAACAUUUGUAAAAACUAUGAAGGUUUCAAUUGCGCCCUGGUCUAGAAGAAGUCCGCAAUAAAAUUAGCCGGCAUAAGCGAUUACUUGAAACCACCGUAUAUUGAAGUCAAUAAUAUUGGCUUAGACUAUAAACAUAAAAGCAGUGAUAGCCUAGUAGCUAAGAAUUCCGCUUCCCUUUCGGUUGGACCGAGUCCGAUACUUAGCAAGCACCUCUAAUUUUUAGAGUUAUAUGCAUUUUAAAUUGAAGCAAUUAAAUAUCACUUCUUUGACGGUGAAGGAACCUUCGUGAGGAAACCUGCAUGCCUGAGAGUACUCCAUAACGUUCUGAAUGGCGUGGGAAGUCUACCAAUUCGCACUUGUCACAGUUUUCUCAUUCUGAGAGUUAGACGAAACAAUCGUUAAGUGUAUCAAUGUAAAAAUUUCAGAUGAAAUAAACAGUGUUAUUUUCAAUUUGACGGGGUAGUACCCUGUGGCGCCAUCUGAGAUUAGCUUUGCUUGUGGAUCCCCAUUGUCUGAAAAUCCGUCCAUAUUGUAUUUAUAAUAAUAUUUAGAUUUAGAUUAAAAUUUGUUGUCCGUUGCAUUCCAACUAAAUACUUAUAGCAUAUUAAUAAAUGCGGCAGUAAAAACUACGCCGAAGACGGCGUACUCGGGUCAGUUCCUUAAAAUACUUAGACAAAUCAAGAAAAAUUAACUGAAUGGCAAGAAUGAAUGGAAGAUAUAAAGAUCAUAUUUGAAUGUUUUAUUUUCAGUUGAUGUUUAAUGCCUUAGAACUGUAUCUCUACCAGUGAUAAUCUGUCAGCUGUAUUUACAAACAUCAGAUUUCUGGAACUUGCCCUGUGCGUUCGGAAACACUGUGAGACUAAAGAUUAUGAAUUUGGCUGAGUCGUUAGAGCGGUGAAAUUUAGCACUUUAAUUUAAAAUGCCACCGAAAAAUGUAUUUAUAUUUAUGACAUAUUGUGUUUUAUAAAAUCAUGUUUAAUUAUUUUUUAUGAACCAUAGAAAUAUAAGUUAUGACAUUUUUUAUACAUA